CGCACCGGCGUGAAAUCCAACUACUCAACUCGAAAGCUAGCGGUAGAAUCAACCCAAGCCACCUUUUCAUACACAAAGCAAUUAUUGGGGGACAUAAAAGGCAUGGGGUGCCGGAGCCUGCAGCGUACCUGCGCAGUUUUCAAAGUGGACCGAGCUUGAAGCCAUUCCUUGUAUUUAAAGGUAUCCGGAUAUCCAGUGACCCAGUGUAGACCGUUAUACGGACAUUUCCUUGCCGUUUCUCGAGUGAUAUUUUGUUUUUGGCACAAUGGGGUGCUGCAGCGGCCGAUGCACGCUCAUCUUUCUCUGUUCGAUUCAGCUGAUGGUGGCGUUAGAGAGGCAGGUUUUUGACUUCCUGGGAUACCAAUGGGCGCCCAUUCUGGCCAACUUCUUCCACAUCAUCAUUGUCAUCCUCGGCUUCUUCGGCACUAUACAGUACCGACCACGCUACAUUGUAGUGUACACAGUCUGGACAGCUCUCUGGGUGGCCUGGAAUCUCUUCAUCGUCUGUUUCUACCUGGAUGUGGGAGGCCUGACCAAGGAAAGUAACCUGCUGACGUUUGACAUCUCGGCUCACCACUCGUGGUGGAGGGAGCACGGUCCAGGGUGUGUGAGGAGAGAGAUGACCCAGCCAGGGGUGGGCAUCGUGGACAGCCAGUCUUACAUCUCUGUCAUGGGCUGUCUCAUAGAGUACCAGUACAUAGAGGUCCUACACAGUGCAACACAGAUCCUCAUCGCUCUCCUGGGCUUCGUGUACGCCUGCUACGUCAUUAGCGCCAUCACUGAGGAGGAAGACAGCUUUGAUUUUGUUGGUGGAUUUGACCCCUUCCCUCUCUACCAUGUCAAUGAGAAACCAUCCCAUCUCCUCUUAAAGCCCAUGUACCUGUCUACGUAAAUAGGGCAGAAGGCAACAUUGCAGGUUCCGAUGGAAACAAAGUGGCUGCUCUGACUGACACAACAACCGUCCGAGAAUUCACUGGGGCAGGCCAGACAUUCCUCUGGUUCUCUACAUCUCUUCAGUCCUUCAAACAUGUAAAUUACUGGUGCUCUGCUUAAUGAUGACUGUACUUCCCAGUUCUGUUGUCAGUGGGAGGGAAGGAGAGGAUAUGGUUGGGGGAUGGGGAAGGGGUAAUUACAGUGUAACAUGAGCCUGAUCUCUUACUGUGCACUCAAAUAUACAUUAUUUAUCUAGAACUACAAACGGCAUCCGACAACAGAGACGUACAGUACCUGCUGUCAAUGGCUGUAUUUCUGUCCAUUGUUCUAUCAGAACUAGUGAUCUAUCUAUAGAUCGUAGCUAUAUAUACAGUACCAGUCCAAAGUUUUGACACACCUACUCAUUCAAGGGGUUUUCUUUAUUACUAUGUUCUACAUUGCAGCAUAAAAGUGAAACCAUCGACGCUUUGAAAUAACACAUAUGGAAUCAAUUAGUAGCCACCCUUUGCCUUGAUGACAGCUUUGCACACUGUCACAUUCUCUCAACCAGCUUCACCUGGAAGGCUUUUCUAACAGUCUUGAACGAGUUCCCACAUGCUGAGCACUUGCUGGCUGCUUUUCCUUCACUCUGCAGUCCAACUCAUGCCAAACCAUCUUAAUUGGGUUGAGGUCAGGUGAUUGUGGUGGCCAAGGCAUCUGAUGCAGCACUCCAUCACUCUGCUUCUUGGUAAAAUAGCCCUUACUUAGCCUGGGGGUGUGUUGGGUCAUUGUCCUGUUGAAAAACAAAUGAUAGUCCCAAUAAGCUUAAACCAGAUGGGAUGGCCUAUUGCUGCAGAAUGCUGUGGUAGCCAUGCUGGUAAAAAGAGUGCCUUGAAUUCUAAAUGAAUCACUGACAGUGUCACCAGCAAAGCACCCCCACACCUCCUCCUCCAUGCUUCACGGUGGGAACCACACAUGUGGAGAUAUUCCAUUCACCUACUCUGCAUCUCACAAAGACACAGCGGUUGGAACCAAAAAUCUCUAAUUUGAUCUCAUCAGACCACCGUCUAAUGUUGAUUACUCGUGAUUCUUGGCCCAAGCAAGACUCUUCUUAUUAUUGGUGUCUUUUAGUAGUGGUUUAUUUGUAGCAAUUCGACCAUGAAUGCCUGAUUCACCCAGUCUCCUCUGAACAGUUGAUGUUGAGAUGUGUCUGUUACUUGAACUCUGUGAAGCAUUUAUUUGGGCUGUAAUUUCUGAGGCAGUUAACUCUAAUGAACUUGUCCUCUGCAGUAGAGGUAACUCUGGGUCUUCCUUUCCUGUGGCGGUCCUCAUGAGAGCCAGUUUUAACAUAUUGCUCGAUGGUUUUUGCGACUGCACUUGAAGAAUCUUUAAAAGUUAUAGAAUUUUUCCAGAUUGACUGACCUUCAUGUCUUAAAGUAAUGAUGGACUGUCGUUUCUCUUUGCUUAUUUGAGCUGUUCUUGCCAUAAUAUGGACUUGGUCUUUUACCAAAUAGGGCUAUCUUCUGUAUACCACCCCUACCUUGUCACAACACAACUGAUUGGCUCAAACGCAUUAAGAAGGAAAGAAAUUCCACAAAUUAACUUUUAAAAAGGCUCACCUGUUAAUUGAAAUGCAUUCCAGGUGACUAGCUCAUGAAGCUGGUUGAGAGAAUGCCAAGAGAGUGCAAAGCUGUCAUCAAGGCAAAGGGUGGCUACUUUGAAGAAUCUCAAAUAUAAGUAUAUUUUGAUUUGUUUAACACUUCUUUUGCUUACUACAUGAUUCCAUAUGUGUUAUUUCAUAGUUUUGAUGUCUUCACUAUUAUUCUACAAUAUAGAAAACUGUACAAAUAAAGGAAACCCUGGAAUCAGUAGGUGUGUCCAAAUAGUUGACUGGUACUGUAUAUAUGUAUAUACACACACAUAUAAACUUGUGUGAACCCGACAGUUCAUCCUUCCUCCUGUUCUCUGGUCUGAAAGGCCUCUCCAUCUGUGGCUUUGUGGUUUGGAGUGUUAUUAUGGCUUGGUCACAGAUCCUCUUAGGCUGAAUUACAGUUGAGCCCGUGGAAUGGAAUGAACUAUUGUGUUCUGCUGUUUACUUGAGGCCAGGAUCUGUGCACAUACAUAUACAGGAAAAGCAGUAAGAGGUAGGGAGGGAAGGGGGAAAGGAGUGGGAGACGGGGAGGGAGGUAGGGAAACAAAGCAACCAAACCUACAGGGGCUUCAGUCAAAAAUAGAACCAGAGAAAAAAGAUGGAAAAAGACUGAGUCAGGGUUUUGAAAUGCAAACUAAACAACAACAACCUCAUAACAGAGAUAGCUUAAGGUAUUACAGUAACAGGCAAUAAUGUUUGAGUCUUUGUUAAUCUAGUCUUACUCACAGUGAUGUGACUGGUUAUGAUAUACAGUGUUUCAGUAGACGUAAUCUGUAAACUGUAGAGCGGGAUGGAAUGAAAGGAAAAACGGUUUAUCUGUCACCUUGUUUUACAGUUAAUGGUGUGGAGCUUUGAGGUUUGUGUCAGGAUUUAGAUGUGUCUUAAAGCCCCUGUCCAAAAACCCAACUGCCUCCAACUACUGUGAGGGUUUGAGUGUUUGACAGUUGAUCAUAAGUCAUACACUGUGGCUCACUGUAUUUUCUAUCCAGAAUAGUAUGCGAUAUGAGAGGUAGUUUGUCUACAUUUCCCCUCCAUGCAAAGGUAUUGAAUGGAGUGUAAACGGUUUUAAGUAGCACAAAUAUAGCAAAGCAAGAGAGCAGAGCCAUACUGUACACCACCUGUUUUCUCUAUCAUUCCAUCUAUAGGUCGAUGAUUCAACUGUGAUACAUUUUAGUCCUUUUUUCAUAGCAUGUUUGAAUGGGUUUUGUAUGAUAACUGUGGAUAUUCUGUAUUAUACGGUAAUACUCUAUUGUAUGUUUGGGUCUCUGUGGGUUUGAGGAGCAGUUAUCCCACAAUUCAUAGACAUAAACUAUUUUGUCCAAACUUUAAGAUGGGGGCUAGUUUCUGAGUAUUUGGACUUAGUGUUACAGAGUGUGUAACUGCCUGGGUCUUUGGCUGUGUCCCUUUAUGAGUAUAAUGGAGUUGCCACUAGACACUAAUCUAAGGUGAGUUUUGGGUUUCAUCCCUCAUUAAGAUUUGAGAAGGGGCGACUGAUCAUAGAUCCAUGCCUAAGAGCACCUCAUCUCCCUGGACUGUCCACUUUCUGCCUUAAUCUUCCUGUGUACCACUACUGCCCCCUGCUGUUGAAUGUAGUCAUGUACACACACUACCCUGCAUGUAUGUAUGUAGCCUAUAUCUCACUGUAUACUUCUUUAUCUCCAUGCUAUCCACUCAGUCUUAUACCUGACACCUUAUCCCCUUGUGGGCUUGAUAGACAGGCUUCUGAGCUGAUGAUAUGAAAAUCACAGCUGUCUCUCAACUGAUAUUGGCUUCAUAUGAAUGCGUUUGCAGAACAGUGGUAGUGGCUUCAGUGAUGGUGCAAAAAUAAUGAUUGUAAACUAUGGGUCUUGUUCCAAAUGAUAUCCUGAAGUAGUGCACUAUAUAGGGAAUAAGGUAUAAUUUGAGGUGUAAAUGUAACAUUUCAGGACAGUGCAAUGUUACAGAAGAUUCAGAUAUAGAUGUAUUGUGCAAUAGACAUCAUUCUGUCAUAGAUAAUGCCAGCUCUAUGCAUUACAUUUCUAUCUGUAAUACUCUGUCAAUACUUAUGAACAAAGGACCAGAUACACUUUAUAAACUGUAGCCAGGAUCAUUACCAACAGCGAACACACACUGCACAUUAUGUCUUGAUAAAAAAAUAUCUUUAGACACCUAAAAUAAUUAGUUUUUUUCCUUUCAAUGCAAAACAGCCUCUGCAACAGGGAAUGGAAGAGCCUGACAUUGGUUAGUUGGAGCCUAUUGUGGUCAUGUAAUGGAUACCACUAGAAAAAAAGUCCACUUUGUAGAUAAUUGUUUUUCUAUUUGUAUUUGUCUUUAUUUUGUAUCCUCUGUAGUCCUCUUCAUGUGACUCAAUUAUGUAAUCAUAUUUGUCCAGACCUGUGCUGUGUUCAAUAGUGUAAAUAUCAGUUUGUUAAUAAACAAAUGUUGUACUUUU
This is a messenger RNA of Oncorhynchus kisutch (coho salmon), 4994 nucleotides long. Its product is annotated as sodium/potassium transporting ATPase interacting 3. The transcript has 7 exons. The coding region runs from base 266 to 892 and encodes 208 amino acids. The record is from RefSeq and is a predicted model, not a curated record. Lineage: Eukaryota; Metazoa; Chordata; Actinopteri; Salmoniformes; Salmonidae. Gene Ontology annotation, biological process: regulation of sodium ion transport.